AAGGUUUGCGGAUACGAGAGCAUGGGGCUGUACGCGGCAGCUGCUGCCGUGCUGGCUGGCGUGGAGAACCGCCAGGGCUCCCUCAAGGGACUGGUGUAUUCCAGCAGCUUCCAGAACGUGAAGCAGUUGUACGCUCUGGUGUGCGAGACGCAACGCUACUCGGCGGUGCUGGACUCCGUGAUCGCCAGCGCCGGGCUCCUUCGUGCAGAGAAGAAGCUGCGGCCGCACCUGGCUAAGGUCCUAGUGUAUGAAUUGUUGCUGGGGAAGGGUUUCCGAGGGGGCGGAGGCCGAUGGAAGGCUCUGCUGGGCCGGCACCAGGCGAGGCUCAAGGCUGAGUUGGCCCGGCUCAAGGUUCAUCGGGGUGUGAGCAGAAACGAGGACCUGUUGGAAGAGAAAGCCAGGCCUGGCCAAGCCUGCCAGGUGCCUCGGUUCGUGCGUGUGAACACACUCAAGACCUGCCCUGAGGAUGCAAUUGACUAUUUCAAGAGACAAGGUUUCUCCUACCAGGGUCGGGCUUCCAGCCUGGAGGACUUGCGGACUCUCAAGGGACAACAUUUUCUUUUGGAUCCCUUGCUGCCUGAGCUGCUUGUGUUCCCUGCGCAGACAGAUCUGCACGAGCAUCCGCUCUACCGCACUGGCCAUCUCAUCCUGCAGGACAAGGCCAGCUGUCUCCCAGCCAUGCUGCUGGCUCCCCCACCAGGCUCCCAUGUCAUUGACGCCUGUGCUGCCCCUGGCAACAAGACCAGUUACAUUGCCGCCCUUCUGAAGAACCAGGGGAAGAUCUUUGCUUUCGACCAGGAUGCUAAGAGGCUGGCGGCCAUGGCUACAUUGCUGGCUCGGGCUGGGGUCUCUUGCUGCGAGUUAGCGGAGCAGGACUUCCUGACAGUUUCUCCCUCCGACCAGCGGUACAGCCAGGUCCAGUACAUCUUGCUGGAUCCUUCCUGUAGUGGCUCUGGCAUGCUGAGCCGGCAGCUGGAGGAGCAGGCGGGAGGCACACCUAGCAAGGAGCGCUUGCAGGCCUUGGCAGGGUUCCAGCGGCGGGCUCUGUGCCACGCACUCACCUUCCCCUCUCUGCAACGCCUAGUCUACUCCACGUGUUCCCUUUGCCAAGAAGAGAAUGAAGACGUGGUCCAAGAGGCUCUGCGGCAGAACGCGGGGGCCUUCAGAUUGGCUCCUGUCCUCCCCACCUGGCCGCACCAAGGUCUGCCUUCCUUUCCAGGGUCUGAACACUGCCUCCGGGCUUCCCCUGAGACCACACUCACUGGUGGCUUCUUCAUUGCUGUGUUUGAACGGGCAGAGGCGGUGCCAAGCCCAGCCCCGCAGGCCAAAGCAGUGGCUCCAGAACCUCUCAGCCAAGCCCCAGAGAGAAAGAGAAGACGCAAAGCAGCAGCUGGUGCCAGCGUGCAGCCAAACAGAUAGCAGGCACUGUGGGCCCUACAGCCAACAAAGCCACCCUCACCGUGGUUCCCACUCAUCUGGGAAGGGGAGAUGAUGUCAGUGGGCACAGCCCUACAGCCAAGAGUUCUUUGCUUCACAAAUAAAAGGCAGACUCGGAUCUGACAGAUCACAGUUUUAUUUUUAAUGACAUAAGCAAGAACAAUCUCACAUUCAUACUAAAAAUCUCAGCUACUCACAGGAACUCAGUCUGUGGUGGGAAGCCCCAGCCUCCCUGUCCCUGUCCAGCGUGAGCACAGACAAAUGUGCUCACACACGAGACUAUGCCAGGACACCUCUACAGGGGCCCUGGAUACAGGCCUGCUGUGGAGCUGAGGUAAUUAGCCCAGACUGAAAUGCAGGGAGGCCCCUUCCUUACCUGAGGCACAGGUAGAGGCUUCGUAUGCAGUCCCCUACCUAUCCCCAUCCUCACAGGCAUUUGGGACUUGAGGUCCAGCUCUUCCCCAGCUCCACACAGCCCAGCCUAACCCUGCCACAAAACAUUCAACCCCAGUCACAAAGGGAAGGAGACCAGUUACAGCUACAUCACAUUGUUUAUAAAAUAAGAAUUACACUUAUACGACAUGUCUAGAAGGAGCUCCGCUGCCUCAGGAGAGCCGCUGGGGACGGCCAUGAGCCCCUCCUUCACACAGGCAUAACUAUACAGCUAAUUCUUACUAUUCGGUAGCAUUUAUACUUAACCACCUCAGUGAACCAAGCUUGAAGGAAUU
Molecule: messenger RNA, 2165 nt
Organism: Acomys russatus (golden spiny mouse)
Lineage: Eukaryota; Metazoa; Chordata; Mammalia; Rodentia; Muridae
Gene: Nsun5
Product: NOP2/Sun RNA methyltransferase 5
Exons: 10
Coding region: 22-1419 (465 amino acids)
Biological process (GO): rRNA base methylation
Cellular component (GO): nucleolus
Molecular function (GO): methyltransferase activity
Source: RefSeq, a predicted model, not a curated record